Molecule: messenger RNA, 1488 nt
Organism: Planococcus citri (citrus mealybug)
Lineage: Eukaryota; Metazoa; Arthropoda; Insecta; Hemiptera; Pseudococcidae
Product: adenosine kinase-like
Exons: 4
Coding region: 233-1363 (376 amino acids)
Biological process (GO): purine ribonucleoside salvage; purine nucleobase metabolic process
Cellular component (GO): nucleus; cytosol
Molecular function (GO): adenosine kinase activity
Source: RefSeq, a predicted model, not a curated record
ACCGAACUUAGCACUGCGCAUGCGUAAAGGUAAACAACUGAAGGCUUAUCGUAAACUGAUAAAAACACUGCAGCGGCUGAGCUUUUUACAUCGUCUUCUUUAAAAUUAUCUCUAAAAAUAUUGAAAUGAAUUUGUGGAAUUAACAAAAAUCUAAGCCCAUCUUUAAAAUUAAGGUAAAUGCAUUCGUAAGCUGAUUGGAUUUCGAAGAUCUGUGAUACCUAUAUUAUUCGUAAUGGCGUCUACAACGGUCAACGGCUGCUGUAAAGAUGAUACUUAUUGGAUAACCGCAAUUGGCAAUCCUAAUGUGGACCUGAUUGUAAAAGUAGAUGACACUUACCUGUUCGAUAAAUAUAAUUUAGCUAUCGAUGGCCAUCUUCCAACACAUCCGGAAUUUAUGGAUAAAGUCAGAGCGGAUGUUUUCGAGCGUAAUUACGAAGUGUUAUGUACUCCUGGAGGAUGUGCCCAAAACACGCUGCGAGUGUUGCAGUGGCUGAUUGGCGAUCCGUCUUGUAAAUGUGCCAUGAUCGGUUCGAUCGGCGUUGAUAAAGAAGCCGAAUUUUUAGAAAAAGAAAUGAAGAAAGCUGGAGUAAAUGCGAUAUAUACGAAACUGAACGAUUACCGAACAGCUUCGGUGAUCGGUAUCACUUACCAGAAAAACCGAUCAUUUGUUUACGGCUUGAAAAUGGGAGCAGCGUCUCAAUAUUCACUGCCAAUUUUACUCGCCAAUCCAGACGCUGUUUCAGCCCUCAAACGAUCCAAGAUCGUCCACCUAGAAGCUUUUUUCACCAUACACUCGAUGGAAGUGGGUUUAGAAGUACUAAAGAUAUGUUCUUCGAGCGACGCCAUCACCUCUUUCAAUUUAUGCGGCGAAUACACGUUGAAAAUGAACAAAAACGCUGUAAUAGCUUUCUACGACGCUUGCGACAUUGUUAUCGGAAACUUACCUGAAUUUUAUUCGCUCUGCGACGAGUUAUCGAUGAAACGUGAUCAUCCCAGAGAAGCUUUAGAGCAACUCCAUCGUAGAAUCAUGAGCAACGUUAAAAACCAAAGAAACUACGCUAUUAAAUCGUUCGAAAAAUAUGGUAAAAUUAUAAUCGCCACGAACGGUAGCGAACCCGUAUAUUGUUAUACUAAAUGCGAUGGUUUUAUCGAGUUUCCCAUUCCUGCCGUCGAUCCGGGUAAAAUAAAAGAUACCACAGGAGCCGGAGAUGCUUUUUUGGCCGGAUUUCUCCACGGUAUACUGCACGAUGCUCCUAUUACCAAAUGUUUGGAGCUUGGGUAUCGUAUGGGGGCGGAAAUCAUCCAACAACACGGUUGUGUUUUACCCGAUAAAGAUCCUGCAAUUUUUACCGAUAAUUUGUGAUAAUUGGCCGAUUUAUACUAUAUUUCGUUGUUUGUUAUACCUUUUAUGUAAAUCUAGUAGAGUUGCACUGUUUUUUUUUAUUUCAUUUUUUGUUGAAAAUGUCUCUAUUACAAUUUUUAAUCAUC